Messenger RNA from Ipomoea nil (Japanese morning glory), 829 nucleotides. Its product is annotated as thioredoxin F-type, chloroplastic-like. The coding region runs from base 142 to 675 and encodes 177 amino acids. The transcript is spliced from 3 exons. The record is from RefSeq and is a predicted model, not a curated record. NCBI's taxonomy places the organism in Eukaryota, Viridiplantae, Streptophyta, Magnoliopsida, Solanales, Convolvulaceae.
GAAAAGAUCCGAAGGGCAUAUUUGUCCUUUCGCAUAACGUAUCUAGCGAUCCGCGCUCUCCGCCACCUCUUCUUAAGCUCCUCGCCGCCGCGCAUCUCUCUCUCUGUGUAUAUACAAUUUCUGUCUUUGUAAGAAUCUGUAAUGGCUUUACAAGUUCAAGUUGAUAGGGCGGCGUUAAAGCCGGUAAUGUUGAGUUCUUCGAGCAGGUCCACCAAGCAGUUUGUGGUCAGCGUCGCAGUGGAUCGUAGAUACAACAACCCCGCGGCGUUGAAAGCUGGACGGCGUCUGAGCUUGAGGGUUAAGGCGAGCUUGGACUCUACAGCUACGGCUACUACUACUCCCGCGUUGGGUAAGGUCACCGAGGUUAACAAAGAUACCUUCUGGCCUAUCGUCGAAGCCGCUGGUGAGAAAGCCGUCGUCCUCGACAUGUACACUCAGUGGUGUGGUCCUUGCAAGGUUAUGGCUCCCAAGUAUGAAGAACUGUCUGCAAAGUAUCUUGAUGUUGUCUUUCUUAAGUUGGAUUGCAACCAGGAUAACAGGCCAUUAGCAAAGGAGCUAGGCAUAAAGGUGGUUCCUACAUUCAAGAUUCUGAAGUCUGGCAAGAUAGUCAAAGAAGUGACCGGAGCGAAAUUAGAUGAUUUAAUAGCGGCCAUCGAGUGUGCAAGGUCAGGCUAGAAUUCUUUCGUCGUAUGCUUUGCACAAUUUGUUCAUAAUGAAAUCUACUGGCAUGAAUAUGAUGUGUAAUAAAUUGUACUCUUUCUAGUUUUGUUUUUUGUGUAUAGUGACAAAUAAUUUGAUAAGGAAAACCUUUAGCCAUGGUUCUCAUAUU